Molecule: messenger RNA, 1749 nt
Organism: Numida meleagris (helmeted guineafowl)
Lineage: Eukaryota; Metazoa; Chordata; Aves; Galliformes; Numididae
Gene: VSIG10L2
Product: V-set and immunoglobulin domain containing 10 like 2
Exons: 5
Coding region: 21-1001 (326 amino acids)
Biological process (GO): cell-cell adhesion
Cellular component (GO): cell-cell junction
Molecular function (GO): cell adhesion molecule binding
Source: RefSeq, a predicted model, not a curated record
CGGCAGGCAGCCCCACAUGCAUGGCUGCGGCCACCAAGCAUGACGAGUACGUGAUGCUGCGGUGCCGCUGGGAGGGGGGCAUGCCCCCGGCCGUGCUGGGCUGGUGGGAUGGCCAGGGCCGGGCGCUGGGUGUCCCUGCACCAUCAGCCACUGUCCUGGUGCUGAGCACCGAUGCCAGCCUGGGGGGCCAGGACUUCGUCUGUGUGGCCGCGCACCCACUGCGAGCUGCCAGCACCGAGUGCCGCCUCCGGCUGGAUGCCCCUGAGCUGGAGGUGGAGCGCAGCGAGGUGGUGGUGCUGGAGGGCGGUGAGGCGCGGCUGGCAUGCCGGCGGCGCGGCAGCACCGAGCUGGGCACCGAGAUGGCCUGGUACGACCCGCAGGAGCGCGAGGUGCCGGCAGGCACCACCAAGUACCGGCUGGAACGCGGCGGGCCGUGGGCCAACCUCACCGUGCGCGAUGCCGAGUGGCCGCGGGACGGUGGCACGUACCGCUGCGCCGCCGCCAACAGUGUGGGCACUGCCAGCCUCCCCGUCCGCCUCCGCGUGGAUCGGUACCCGGCCCCUCCCAACGUCACCAUCAGCAAGCUGCGGUACACGCGGGCACGCACCGAGGUGCGGCUGCAGUGGCGGACGCAGGGCGCAGGAAACCUGACCGGCUUCGUGGUGCAGCGGCGGCCGGCCAAGAAGCCCCAGCGCCGCACCCCUGGCCCCUGGGAGACGGCUGCUGGAGACAUCGAGCCGCACUCCCGCGACCGGCGCCUGGGGGGGCUGGACCCCCGCGUGGUCUAUGCCUUCCGCGUCCUGGCUGUCAACCACCGCACGGCCGGGCACCCCUCCGAGGUGCAGACUCCAGGUGAAGCGGGCACGGGACAGCAUGCCGCGCUCCUCCGGCGUCAUGUGUGGUGCCAGGCAUCGGUAGGGGCUAGAAAACACCCCUGGGCUGGCUGCCUGUUGGCAGAGCAGGGGGUGAGCGGAGAAAGGCAGAACUGCACCCCAGCGUGAGCAGCCAUCAGUAGGUUUCAGAGCAAACAAGCGCAGGCUCCCACCUUUCUCCUCCAUUUGUGCCAGGGAUGCCCGGUGCCCCCUCACUCCCUUCUCCCCCAGUACUUCUGCACCGUCCUGGCUGCCCCUCAUCUCCUUACCUCCCCCGUCCCGGCAGGCUGACACACACCGCUCUUUUCCAGCCGAGCCGCCCUUCGAGGCGCUCCCAGCCGUGAUGGGGGCUGCAGUGAUGGGGAUGCUGGUGGCCACCGCCGUGUCUCUGCUGGCUGUGCACUACGUCGCUCGCCACCGAGACCACCUACCACGGCUGCACGAGCUGCUGUUCCGCAUGUGAGUGCCCCAACCCUCGCCCUGCACACAGCCCUCUCCUGCAUCCCGUUGCUCACCUGAGAGCCCCGUGCCCCAGGGCUGGCCCCAACGCCCCGCAGCCUGCUGAGGAUGCCCACGCAGCCAUGAGCACGGAGGAUGGAGGAGGACAGGGACAGGAGGAGGCGGGUGGCCCCAGCGCAGUGGCCACGGAAGAAGAGCCACGCUCAGCCCCACCGAAUGAUCCCGUGGAUGACGCACCAGUGGAUGUCACCAUCACGGUGACAGCCAUGCCCUGAACCUGGCGGACCCCUGGACACCCCUCCUCACUUGCUGCUGUUCCUGGGGGACAAGAGCUAGGAUGUGGCAGCGGAACCCCCAGGACAGCCCCAUCCUCCUGCACUGUGCUGUACCCCACUGCUUCCUUUGCCUCAAUAAAGGC